This is a messenger RNA of Polypterus senegalus (gray bichir), 1392 nucleotides long. Its product is annotated as protein LKAAEAR1-like. NCBI's taxonomy places the organism in Eukaryota, Metazoa, Chordata, Cladistia, Polypteriformes, Polypteridae. The record is from RefSeq and is a predicted model, not a curated record. The transcript is spliced from 4 exons. The coding region runs from base 69 to 578 and encodes 169 amino acids.
GGAAAGCACGUGACAAAAGGUCGGAAAAGCAAAGCCUAAUACAAACUCUGUUUGGGCAGGUUUCAUAGAUGGCUGAUAAGGAAUCACAAAUGCAAAAAGAAAAAUACAUAAUGAAAAGUAAUACUAAGUCUCCUGCAGAGCUAAGAAAGAUGAAUCCUCAAGAGAAAGCCCGAUAUCUGGCAUAUAAAGAACCUAGUAAAGAAAUCAGGAGUGCAAUUUUAUGUUCCCAGCAGCGAUUGCAACAAUGGUCCAAAGAGAGUAAGAAUACUUUGAAGACCACCAUUCCCCAAAGGGAUGAAGAAUACAGAAAACAUGAAAAUCUGAUCGGCCAACUCAAGGCAGCUGAAGCAAGGAAUAGGAUUCGUUUGAUGAGACUAAAGUAUCAAAGUUUCAGAGUAGAAGAAGUCAAUCAUUUUAUAUCAUGUCAACCAACAGCACAAAGGGCUCUUCGAUUAGAAUUAUUACUUCCUCGCAAAAUUGACACCUCUAGCCCUGGAGACACAUUGGAUACAUUAGAGAGAAAAAGAAUUGAAGAAAUUCUUGAAGAUGAAAGAGGACUGACAAUUAAACGGACUUAAACACUUUCUUUUAGGUGUUUCUUAAUUUAGUGGCUCACGUCACAUUCCAUAACAUGUAUUCACCUGGUACAUUUCAUGUAAGAAUGACAUUGAUAUUGCCAGGAUAGUCUCUACUAAUGCCUUUACUGGACUGGCAGAUUCAUGGACUUCAUAAAUGAAGGCAUCAGCUCACAUAAAUCUUCAAUCUGCAGUAAGCAUUUCAUUAUGACUCAUUUAUAUAUGACAGAAAUAAUGAUUAUUCUAAUUUAAAUAUUUAGUUUUGUCAUGUAUCUACCCAUUUUCUGAACAUUCUGUCACUAUUAAAUGUGUACAUCAUAGUUCUUUCACAUCAUACAGUAUAUGAAACAAUACAAUUGCACAUUUAUGCUUUUUAUGACUUGGCUCUAAACAAUAAAGUGUGUGAUUAUAAAGACUGAAAAAAUUUAUUUUGGGCAGUAUCUGAAAAUGGUUACUUAUUUUGAAGCACAUUUUUCAUCUUUUGUCAAGUUUAUUGUUUUUUUCAUACAGUUAUAGUAUAGCUAACCUCACUGCACAGUUAUUUUUGCUUUAGAAAAAAUGAAAACAAAAAAAACAAUAACUAAGGAAUAAAUUAGUUUUUCCAAAUCAUUCUAUCCCUUCUAUUUCUUCGUUGGAAUUGUGGCAUGUCUUUACCAGUAUAAAAUGACAUUUGCAAUAAUGUGGGUAGACACAAAAGGAACACCAGUUGCCUGAAGAAAACAGAAAGUGAUAUACAGUGGUGCUAAAUUUACGGCUGCCAUCUGCUUACUUUCAUUCUCUCCUCUGAAAAUUAAUCAUUGCGAAAAUGUGUUAUGAU